ACCUCUGUCUGCCGCAGGGAGAACGGCCCAGUACCGGGCUUAACUCCUCCCUGACUGUUGACGUGAGUAUGGCGGCCUGACGGCAUGUAGUUUUCCUGACGUUAUCCUGACAGUGUCAUGGAUAUCCGUUAUUGUGACAGGCGCGCGGACUCAUCAACAGCUUCGCUUUAUCUCGAGACAAGAAUUAAUUGUUUGUCAAUGCAUUAGCACUGAUUUCUUCGUUCUCGAUAAUGUCUUUACGUACACCCGUGGGUGUCAGUUGGUCAAAGUUGCUUAGCCGCUAGCUCUUAGUUUGGUUAGCCAAUCCAAGCCUUCAAGCACACAAGCUAGCUAAUGUCUUGUGCGAGCACUAACGUUCGCUUUCAACCGCUGUCAGCAUCAUCACCACGACAACGGGCAUCCUUCCCAACACCGGCCGUCUAAUGGAAGGGUGAAGGGAACGAUGCUGAGAUUCCUCCAUAUCCUUUUAACAGGCCUGUUAGGUGUUCUGUGGGAUGGAGUUGCUGCUUUUGGUGGGGUCAGACUAGUAGAUGGGGAGAACAAGUGUUCUGGCAGAGUUGAGGUGCUCCGCCAUGACCAGUGGGGGACUGUUUGCGACAAUGGCUGGGACCUCCGGGAGGCUGAUGUGGUGUGCCUGGAGCUGGGCUGCGGCUUAGCUGAAUCUGCCCUUCAUGGUGCAGAAUUUGGUGCAGGCAGUGGAGAGAUCUGGCUGCGGCAUGUCCAGUGCUCUGGACAUGAGUCCAGUUUGACACGCUGUGCUGUUGUCCUCCACAGUAACUCCUACUGCACCCAUGAGAAUGAUGCAGGGGUGAAAUGCUCAGGUACCCUUUUAAUGCCCACCCUCACCCUGCUGUCACCUCACACUGUGUUCUCUCCCGGGGAAGCCGUUCGCUUCGGCUGCAGUGUUCUUCUGGGUCACCACCUCAGUGACUUCCACCUGUACAAGCAUGGAGUGUCCACGCCGCUGGUUACACAGAGGGCAGACCAGACCCAGACCAGAGUGGAGCUGACGCUGUCCGACGUAGAGACUUUCCACCAGGGCAGCUACAGUUGUGGGUACAGGAUCAAGGGCGGCUUCCCUUCUCAGCUGCUCAGUUCUCCACCCAGCAACUCCAUCAACAUCACUGUGGUGGAACUCCUGACUCCUCACCACUGGUACAACACGUCCACUGAGGCCCCGGCUGGUUCCGUCAUUAAAGGCCACAGUUUUAACAUCACCUGCUCCACCCUGCAGCAGUACCCUGGAGGUUCCUUCCAGCUGCGUCUGAUCCGCUCCAACGGCACAGUGCGCCAGUCCCUGCCUGCCCUCACCCCGUCUGUCACUUUCACCUUUCCCAGUGCCCAGAGCUCCAACGAGGGCUACUACUACUGCCUCUAUCGGGUCCAGUUGGGUGGACGCACUUUUGUCUCCAGAGAAAGCCAGCCCCUGCCUAUAGCCAUCAGAGAUCCAGAUCCAGUACUGAGCCCAAUGGUGAUCAGCUGGCUGGUGUCUGGCCUGACAUUUGUUGUAGCUGUCAUCGUUAUAAUCAUCGUGGCCAAGGUACUGUGUAACAAGGAGAAGAAGCCCUCUGAACUGGAGCGAGAGACCAGAACCUGUGUGGACAACACUUAUGUUGCCUUAUCAAUUAACAAGCUAUGAUGGGAUAUGCAGGCAACCGAUAACUAAAGAAACAGACGGCCAGAAGACUCACACUGUGUCCAUUGAGGAUUCAGUCAGCAGGGGAUGUAAAACAAAACCAAACAGCUUGGUCGGUCAUCCAUCACACCUAUGGAAAAGGCACCACCUGGACCCAGUUCAGUACAAUUUGAAUAAGACAGUUUUUGCCGGACUCUAACAUAGACCUAUCUAAGACUGCACUACAGUAUUCUUUCAUAUCAAAAUUCAGGCUAGUGUGGAAGUAGUGGAAUCAGUGGACGUGAUAGGCUUUUAAGCCUUGUAUUAUGGUAAGCUAAUGGCCACAGAAGACUGACAGACAGUAAGAACUAUUCUAGUUCAAAGUCAGUAUUGGGUCAAGCUGGACAAAUUUACUCAGAUUUGGCUACUGCCAUGACCUGAGAUGUAUGGAGUGGAAGACCGCUACUAAAAGCUAAACUGGGGAAACUGUGACAUGGGCUCCUCAGGUCUCUGUGUAUAUGCAGUUUAAAAGCAUUAUUUUGUAUUUAUUACCAGGUGACACUGACAGGCUCCACUAGCUUAUUAUGUACUCGCUUCUACAGAUCAAUGAUCCUUAAAGGAUUAGAAGAUGUUUUUGUAUUUUAAGUCUAACCCUACUAUGCAUCUUACAUCAUUUACAACAUGUUCAUUACUGCAUUUAACGUUUGUAAAUAUAAGCUGUAGUUGAUUAAAAUGCUGCUGUUGUUGGA
This is a messenger RNA of Siniperca chuatsi (mandarin fish), 2364 nucleotides long. RefSeq names its product deleted in malignant brain tumors 1 protein. Lineage: Eukaryota; Metazoa; Chordata; Actinopteri; Centrarchiformes; Sinipercidae. The transcript has 8 exons. Bases 443 to 1639 code for a protein of 398 amino acids. The record is from RefSeq and is a predicted model, not a curated record. Gene Ontology annotation, cellular component: membrane.